AUGCCGCCGUCUUACGCCACUCCGCGUUCUGUCUACAACUGCCUGAACAGUGAACGUGCUUUUCGUGUUAUGAAAAAGCAAGCAUAUUGGCAAGCCAUGGAGAUUUUCCUGCUGAAAUCCAUGAGAGAAAGGGAAGAAUAUGGCCCUAUGAAAAAUGAACCUUGGAAUAAGUACUGGAAGUACAACCCAGCUGGAAGACCACCUGUCAGUGACCGAUACCCGAAGCCCCUUUCAUAUUGGUCAGGAAUCCCUGCUGAUGGUGUUGACAGUGUAGUGCAGUAUGUCAAUGGUUACACCUACUUCUUCAAAGAUGGGAAAUAUUGGCGGUUCAACGAUGGGAAGUUUGAGGUGGAUGCUGCUGAUCCCCCUUAUCCAAGAGAUGUAGCUGCUUGGUGGUUUGGUUGUGAUAAGGGACAGUUGAAGAUGCAGGGGGAUCGAGCAGAUAUCCUUCCAGAUACUGCAGAUCAUCAGGGAUCCCUCAUGGACGCUGAAGGAAGAAGUCCCUCCAGUAAGAACAUGGGAGCAAGAAAUUGCAUGACCCCACUAUUCAUUCUUAGUGCAACUCUCCUCAAGUCAGGACUGAGUGACCUCCUCAACAUGGGAUUUUGA
Molecule: messenger RNA, 609 nt
Organism: Darwinula stevensoni
Lineage: Eukaryota; Metazoa; Arthropoda; Ostracoda; Podocopida; Darwinulidae
Source: the annotation of a GenBank genome assembly